GGGAUGUCCAGAGCCCGCGGCCUGGCGGAGCCUCGGUAACCCCGUACCAUGCGGCCUUCUGGCGCUCUCGCCGCCCCGGGCUGUCCUGCUAGUUUCUCGCUCCCUCGGUUGCGGCGGCUUCGUCUCUCUCGUGCGCGACGCUCGGGGCUGAUCGAAAGCAGGCCUAAGCGUCCGCCUGGCGCGGGCCCCGCGGGGACACCUCUUCGAAGCCCGCGAGGAGCGAGCUCUCCUUCCUCCACUAAGAGCGGAAAAUGAGCAAAUCACAGGAGCAAGUGUCAUUCAAGGACGUGUGUGUGGACUUUACUAAGGAAGAGUGGUGUCUGCUGGACCCCACUCAGAAGAUACUGUACAGGGAUGUGAUCCUGGAAAAUUACAGUAACCUUGUCUCAGUAGGGCAUUGCAUUGCUAAGCCAGAAGUGAUCUUCAAGAUAGAGCAAGGGGAGGAGCCCUGGAUAUUGGAGAAGGGAUUUCCAAGCCUCUAUAACCCAGAAAGGAAAUGGAAAGCUGAUGACCUUUUAGAGAGCAGCCAGGAAAAUCAAGGCGAACAUUUUUGGCAGCUCAUAUUCACCAGCAACAAAACAGUAAGUGUGGAAAGUGGUAACAGAGUUCGGAAAAUUUUCAGUCUGGACACAAACACAAUUUCUUCAAGAAAUUUUCCCUUCAAAAUAUGUGACUCAUGUGAAAUGAGUUUGAAAAAUAUUUCAGGCUUAAUUAUUAAUAAAAAAAACUAUUCCAAAAAGAAGCCUGAUAAGUUUAAUAUAUGUGAGAAAUUACUCUUUGAUAUUAGGCAUGAAAAAAUUCCUAUUGGAGAGAAGUCUUAUAGAUACAAUCAAAAAAGGAAUGUCCUUAGUCAUCAGGAUUUCACUCAACCAAUUUUUGAUGAACCUUUUGAAUAUGAUGAAAACAGACCAGAAUUUCUUGAGCAAACAACCUUUUUUACAAAUCAGAAGUCCCAAAUAGGAGAGCCACUCUGUAGAUACACCAGAUGUGGAAGAGUGUUCAACAGUUUAAAGCUUGAUAUAUCACAGAGAACUUGUUUGGAUAUGGAGCCACAUGAAUGCAGUAUCUGUGGGAAAGUCUUUUAUAUGGACUUACAAUUUGAACAUCAGAGGGCUAUUACAGAGGUCAGUCCUUACGAAUAUAAUGAAUAUGGGGAAAUCUGUGACAAUUCAACUUUCAUUACCCAUCAGGGAGCUUACACAAGGAAGAUUUCCCAAGAAUAUAAAGUGAAUGACAAAAUGUGGGAAAAGUCAAUCCUCUUUAAACAUCAGAUAGUACACUCAGGGGAAAAACCUUAUGAGUACCAUGAAAAUGGGAAUAAUUUCAGCAAGAAGUCACAUUUAACCCAAUCUCGGAGAGGUCACUCAGGAGAAAAAACUUUUGAGUGUGGUGAAUGUGGCAAAACUUUCUGGGAGAAGUCAAACCUCACCCAGCAUCAGAGAACACACACAGGAGAGAAGCCCUAUGAAUGCUCUGAAUGUGGGAAAGCCUUCUGCCAGAAACCACACCUUACCAACCAUCAACGAACACAUACAGGAGAGAAACCGUAUGCCUGCAAGCAGUGUGGAAAAACAUUCUGUGUGAAGUCAAACCUCACUGAACACCAGAGGACACACACGGGAGAAAAACCCUAUGAGUGUAGUGCAUGUGGGAAAUCCUUCUGCCAUAGAUCAGCCCUGACUGUCCAUCAGAGGACACACACAGGAGAGAAACCCUUUAUAUGUAAUGAAUGUGGGAAGUCCUUUUGUGUGAAGUCAAACCUCAUUGUACAUCAAAGAACUCACACAGGGGAGAAACCCUAUAAAUGUAAUGAAUGUGGGAAGACCUUCUGUGAAAAAUCAGCUCUUACUAAACAUCAAAGAACUCACACAGGGGAGAAGCCCUAUGAAUGUAAUGCAUGUGGGAAGACCUUUAGUCAGAGGUCAGUACUUACUAAGCAUCAGAGAAUUCACACAAGGGUGAAAGCUCUUCCAAUAUCCUGAGUGUUCAGAAGCUUUCAAACAUCUGUCAGAUUUACUGUACAGUUUUAAAAAUGAGAGCAAAAGCCAAAGAAUGCCACAAAGUAUUAGAAAGUGACAUCUCAUUUAAAUGUGAAAGCUUUCAAGAACAGUAACUUUUCAUUGGAAAAUUUGUACUCGUCUAUUCAUUUA
Fukomys damarensis (Damara mole-rat) is the source of this 2150-nucleotide messenger RNA. RefSeq names its product zinc finger protein 248. Bases 252 to 1982 code for a protein of 576 amino acids. The transcript has 5 exons. Gene Ontology annotation, biological process: regulation of DNA-templated transcription. The record is from RefSeq and is a predicted model, not a curated record. NCBI's taxonomy places the organism in Eukaryota, Metazoa, Chordata, Mammalia, Rodentia, Bathyergidae.